CUUGAUCCUUAUGGAUGAUUCAUUAAAACUCCGAACUCCAAUUAUAUGUGAACAAUCGCACCUUUCAAACCAGGAAUAAGCUUCCGACCAACACAGGAGGGCGGCGAUCUCAUGUAAUCGUAUCUAGCCGGUCACUUGGAUGGUUGUGGUAGUACUGGGAUCCUGACGAGCGUUUGUGGCAUAGAGACGCCGUUUUCAUCCUUCCUUAGGCCUUCACUUUCGUCCGCCGCCUUCUCAGGUGCGAACGGGUUGUCGUCGGCUUCGGGGUCCUUCGGUUUGGGUAUUUUAGCUGCAACAGUAAGCACUUGAUCCCUCAUUGUUAUCACAUAUCUAGUAACUCUAGUAACUCACAAGAAGCCAUAGCUAUGGCUCGUAGCACGUUGUGCCAAUUAGAUAACACUGCAGCAACGGCUGUACAACCAACCCUAUUAGCAUUUAUCGGUCCGAGGUUGGCGGAGGAUAGCGACCUUCCGUUCCAUCAGCCAAUGUUCCCAGCUUUUCUUCCAAUUGUUGCAUCUGUGAUGCCAACCCCGCUGAUAAAUCCCGUAGGGCUUGUAGAUUCUCAAGUUCUUGCUUCUUCUCGUUUAUCCGAGCAACCAACGCAGGAGAUUGUUGGGAUCCUCCCAUACUAGAUGGCCCUGGGGCGGAUGGCUGCCGAAAAUGCUGUGAAUAACGGUUCGGAUAUGGGUUGGCCAUCUUUGGAACGUUGAAAGAUGAUCGGAGCCAAGGGACGUUGAGAAAAGUGAUGUUGGAGGGGCAAGUCCAGCCUCUCAAGACGCAAAAAUGAUCAGGAGUUGUGAGGGGGUCACACCGACACAGACCAUCUGGUUGCCAUGGACAGGACGCGGUCGCGCAGAAAACAUACACCUAACCUAUUUAGGCGAAACAUCAACAAGCAACCCCCAUUUCCCCACCCGUGGCCUUCUUGCUAUACACUGUUCGUUCCCUCUGCACUCCCCCAUACCUUCUUCAGUCCUCCACCACCUCGUUAGUCUUCUUUUUUUUAUAUAUAACUACACUCAAAUUCUCCACUCAAGGGCUGGUUUAUGCUACUUCUUUAAUGCAUGGCAAGGCUUAAUGACCCCCAGACGGAGUCGCUAGAAGCACGUAAGUUUGUUUACAGUAUACCCGGCAUAUUGAGCAUGGUUCAAAUCGUGCUCCCCAUUUGUUUACCCAUCCUUUUUGGAAUUGCAUGAUUGCUGACCAGAGUCCCGAAUACAAAAUAGUCAAAAAGCGAUUCCUCCGCCAGAAUCGUGAAAUAGCUAGGUUAGUUGGUCUACUGCAUCGUUCAUUUACCCAGUGGUCGUUUGGGUGAACGGUUGUUGGUACUGAUUGCCGCAGAGUCAACUCCACCCAAUCAGUCCGAAUCCGAAAUCUGGAGGACGAGACAACUCGUCUACUCACUGAAAACAUUGAGCUUAGGGAGCAGGUGAUCAAACUACAGGCUUCAUUAGAUAGGCGUGAAAAGGCUAGAGUGGUGGUGGAGAGCGUCGAGGCUACUAAGAAGAAGUUAGAAGAGAAGGUUGCGGAGUUGGAUGAAAUUGUGAGGGGAUUAGGACAGGUUAUAACGACAUCGCCGCAAGGUAGUUAGCUAUCCGGCCUCAUUUGAGAGUCGCAAAUCACCUGUGAUUCGGGAUUCGGGCGAGGUUGCUAACUUUUUUAUGACAGGCAAAUUGGCAGUCAGGCAGCCAAGGGCCCAUGUGGCUUCACAUCACCAGAGGAUAUGGAAGAGCCAGCUCACGCUGGGGGAGAUGCACGACGGGCAGUUACCCGCAAUUCACGAGGAUGCUCGUUCCCGCCGAAAUAGUCUUAACGUGGAAGAGCAUAGGAGGAGCAGCUUGAAGUAUUUCUUCUCCCUCUGUUUUCGUUAUACUUGCCAUCUUAUAACUAAAUAAGAGGUCACGAACGUUUUAAUUGACCCCUCAUUUCUUAGCUUCGAGGAAAUCAGCUUGCCUCCGCCACGACCAGAAGAUAACAGACAUGACGACUCUGAUGAAGAUCUCAGGCCCCCCGUCUCUAGCCUACUCGAUACCCGACCAAGACGAAGGAGAGAUAGCGCUAUGGCGUUAGAUUUGGGGAUACCCAACAAACCUGCAGUUCCAUCAAAAACCCAACCACCUCCGCCUUCAAAUGAAAACACCAUAAGUAAGGCUUCCAAGCGCAAGUUUGAACGAGAAGCGGAGGCGGUUAUGGAAUUGGUGGCAGACAUGGAAUUCAAAUUCUCUAGGAUAUCCGAACGGCCGACUGAAGUAGUGAGGCCAACGGGGGAAGCCGAGAACGUGAGGGCCACCAAGACACCCGAAAACGCAGAGGAAGAUCGAGUGCCAGAGGAACAGUGCAAGGCCAGGGGAGAGGAGGUUCCGUCUAAGAUAGUCCGGCUCGUGUUGAAUUCUGACGCUAGGAAGAGGAAGGAAGCUUCUGUUUCCAUUGACGAAAAAUAUGCGCCGCCUAUUGCGCCCGCCAUUUCUGCCGGCAGUAGAAGAGCAUUAGGGCCCAGUAAGUUCCGACAUCUGUUUAAUACCUCCCCAGAUCGUUUGAGAAGUCGCUGUGUGCUAACGCUCGAGAUACAGAAAGCACCAACUCUGAUCCCGCCAAUUCACCGUUGAAGCAAGCAAGAAUAACCUCUGCCUUAGGAAAGGAUGAAAAGAGCUAUGAUAAACUCGAAAAAGUCGACCUCAACCCUCCACCUCCGAUGAAAGCCUACCGCAGCUCGCAUGCUCGGGAUGCCGAUCCAACUCUACCGGAUGCAGAGCAACCCACAAACAUGCGAGCUUCUAGACGAGCGAAAUCGGGGGUCAACUACGCAUUACCAAAUCUACGCGAUAAGAUGAGGCGGGACGACAGAGCCGCGGAAGUGGCUAGGGGUGAGGGUAGGAACCAAAAGCGUACCUCUGGAAGAUCCAGGAGUAAGGAGCCCGUGGUAGAGAGUGAACUCAGAAUCAAGAGUGAGGACCCAGAAGAUGCAGAUGAUGAAGAUCAAUGGCUAAAUCUGCCUCCCAUGCCACCGCCGACGCAAACCUCGCGAUCGGAGGAGGAUCUAAGAAAGCACAAGGAAACAGGGAUCGGAGGUUUAUUAGAAAGGAAGCCGGGAAGGGGAGGGGGAGGGAGGGAGAAAGAUUUGGAGUCAGGCCCACUUCCGAGCAUGAUUUCUCAGCGAAAAAGGAGGACUAGUAGUCUGCACUGCCCGCUUGAUGGUAUGAACCCUGGGAAUGAAGAGGGAGGUAGGCCCAGGGCGGUCUCUGGGCAUAGCGAGGGGAAACCAAAAACGGUAAUUACUGAAGGUCCAGACCCUUCUAUUGAUUGCAACCACCGAAUUUUGAUUGACGCCAGCACUGUCCGGAAAAAGGUUCACAGCCAUCUUCCACCUUCAUCCACCAACGCAGAGGAUAACGAAGGUGUUUUCGAAGGUGUUCGUGGGUCCAGACGGGUGACGCUUGGUGGAGGUCCGGUCGGCGGUGAGGGAGCAAAGACAGUUAGAGGUGUGAAAAGUAACGGACAUAUGAUGAGUCAGGAUGGAGGCGAUGAUGAACGAAGGAGGUUAGGCCCACCUGGACCCGGGAUUGGAGCGAGGCGAAGAAGUAUGAUGCUUUAG
This is a messenger RNA of Tuber aestivum (summer truffle), 3592 nucleotides long. Lineage: Eukaryota; Fungi; Ascomycota; Pezizomycetes; Pezizales; Tuberaceae. The record is from the annotation of a GenBank genome assembly.